Messenger RNA from Psylliodes chrysocephalus, 3243 nucleotides. The record is from the annotation of a GenBank genome assembly. NCBI's taxonomy places the organism in Eukaryota, Metazoa, Arthropoda, Insecta, Coleoptera, Chrysomelidae.
AUGGAAUACCCUAUGCAAGAUUUUGAUUGUGAUCAGGAAACCACUUUUUUAUUGCCAAAUUCUUCAGGUAACGGAAAUGAAAUGGAUGUUCAUACAGUAAGAAAUAAUAGAAACCCUAAGCGUCGUCGUAGUAUAAGCAGUAUUUUAUGUGGAUGCUGGUGUACUUUUUUUCGAAAAUGUUGUGGUCCUCGAGAGUUGAGAUCAAGAAACAUUCUUCUUGGAAAUCCAACGCCUGGCCAAUUUCCUGCAAAUGCAAUCAGGAAUCAAAAAUAUAAUAUAAUAACUUUUUUACCUCUUGUUCUCUACCAACAGUUUAAAUUUUUCCUCAAUCUCUAUUUCUUGAUCAUGGCUAUCAGUCAAUUUGUGCCUGAUAUCCGUAUAGGCUAUCUCUACACCUAUUGGGGACCAUUGUGUUUUGUAUUAUUGGUCACACUCUCAAGAGAAGCUAUAGAUGACCUAAGAAGACAUAAAAGAGAUCAAGAGGUCAACAAUCAGAAAUGUAAGAGGUUGUUGAAUGAUUCAAAUAAACCAUUUGAGAUUGUUGCUGCACACAAGUUAAAAGUAGGAGAUCUAAUUAUUGUUGAUAAAGAUGAAAGGGUGCCAGCUGACUUAGUGUUACUUAGAACAUCUGAAAGUAGCGGUGCAGUUUUUGUAAGAACAGAUCAACUGGACGGUGAAACAGAUUGGAAAUUAAGAUUAGCUGUUCCAGCAACUCAAAAGUUAGCUUCAGAACGUCAAUUAUUUGAAAUAAAUGCCAGUAUUUAUGCAGAAAAACCUCAAAAAGAUAUACAUUCAUUUAUUGGAACUUUCAGCAGAUUGGAUUCUUUAAAUAGUGAUGAAAGUUUGGAUCUAGAAAACACUUUGUGGACAAACUGUGUCAUUGCUUCAGGUCAGGCUACAGGAGUUGUUAUCUAUACAGGUCCAGAAACAAGAUCAGUUAUGAAUAAUUCAGCCCCUAGAUCUAAAGUAGGCCUGUUGGAUAUUGAAGUGAACACUAUCACUAAAUUAUUAUUUGUGGCUGUUAUUGGUCUUGCUCUUAUCAUGAUGGCCUUAAAAGGUUUUAGCGGACCUUGGUAUAGAUACAUGUUCAGAUUCAUCCUGCUGUUUUCUUACAUUAUACCUAUCAGUUUGCGUGUAAACUUGGAUAUGGGAAAAUCUUUUUACUCCUGGGCCAUUGGAAAAGAUCCAGCAAUGAAAGGAACUGCUGUUAGAUGUACCACUAUACCUGAAGAACUGGGUAGAAUCUCAUAUUUGUUAAGUGAUAAAACUGGUACUCUUACACAAAAUUCUAUGGUUUUAAAAAGAUUACACUUAGGAACUGUCAGCUAUGCAACUGACAGUUUUGAUGAGUUGAGCACAGUUCUGAGAUCUUCAUAUAACAAUUCUGAGAAUGUAAAACCUGGAUCAGAUAAAUUUAGAAGGUCAGAAAAUUCUAGGGUUAAAGAUGCAGUGCAGGCCUUAGCUCUAUGUCACAAUGUCACUCCUAUGUGUGAAGCAAAUGAAAAGAAAGACGCAGAUUCUAGUUCUUUUGGUUCUGACACGGAAGCGGAUCAGCAGCUUCAAAUGCCUGAUAAAAAUGUGACUUAUCAAGCUUCCAGUCCUGAUGAAGUUGCUUUGGUACAAUGGACACAUCAAGUCGGUUUAACCUUGAGUCAUAGGGAUCUUAACUCCAUGCAACUUAGGACUCCUGAUGGCAGGCUUAUAAAUUAUGCAAUUCUACAAAUUUUCCCAUUCACCAGUGAAACAAAAAGGAUGGGAAUUAUUGUUAAGGAUUUGUAUACUGGCGAAAUAAUUUUUUACUUAAAAGGAGCAGAUAUUGUAAUGUCAGCUAUUGUUCAGUACACUGAUUGGUUAGACGAAGAAGUUGGUAAUAUGGCAAGAGAUGGUUUAAGAACAUUGGUAGUUGCAAAGAAGAACCUUACUGAGGAACAGUACCUUGAUUUUGAGGGUCGUUAUAAUGCAGCUCGUUUGUCAACCACUGAUCGUGUUGCAAGAGUAGCACAGGUUGUCGAAUCAUUAGAGAGAGAAAUGGAAUUAUUAUGCAUAACUGGGGUAGAAGAUAAAUUACAAGAUAAUGUGAGAGCUACUUUAGAAUUACUGAGGAAUGCUGGAAUUAAAAUAUGGAUGCUUACUGGAGAUAAACUAGAAACUGCGACUUGUAUCGCAAAGAGUUCUAGUUUAGUUUCUAGAUCGCAAGGUCUUCAUGUACUGAAAAAAGUUGUUACUCGAACGGACGCCCAUUUAGAAUUGAACGCUUACAGGAGAAAACAAGAUUGUGCUUUAGUUAUUAGUGGUGAAAGUUUGGAAGUCUGCCUUUCUUAUUAUCAACCUGAAUUUAUGGAAUUAGCUACGUCUGCGCCUGCUGUUGUCUGUUGCCGUUGCUCACCUACUCAAAAAGCACAAGUGGUUCAGUUGAUCCAAAAACACACUGGUAAACGUACUGCAGCUGUGGGUGACGGGGGAAAUGAUGUAAGCAUGAUUCAACAAGCUGAUGCUGGCAUAGGUAUCGAGGGUAGAGAAGGGAAGCAGGCAAGUCUUGCAGGCGAUUUCAGUAUACCGCAAUUCUCCAAUUUGGCCAGGCUUUUACUAGUACAUGGCAGGAAAUCUUACAAGAGGUCUGCGUCUCUUGCACAAUUUGUGAUACACAGAGGACUGAUCAUUUCUACAAUGCAAGCGGUAUUUAGCAGCGUGUUUUAUUUGAGUUCGGUAGCGCUCUAUCAGGGCUUCCUUAUGGUUGGAUAUGCCACAAUAUAUACAAUGUUCCCAGUAUUCAGUCUAGUACUAGAUCAAGAUGUUAGUCCAGAAAUAGCGCUUACUUACCCCGAAUUAUAUAAAGAAUUAGCUAAAGGAAGAAGCCUAUCAUUUAAAACCUUCUUUAUGUGGGUUUUAAUAAGUAUAUACCAAGGAGGUGUAAUAAUGUAUGGUGCUUUGCUUCUUUUUGAAGACGAAUUCAUUCAUAUUGUGGCUAUCAGUUUUACAUCACUUAUCUUAACCGAAUUGAUAAUGGUAGCUUUGAAUAUUAGAACAUGGCAUUAUCUUAUGGUAUUGGCGGAAUUAUUUUCUUUGGGCUUAUAUGCGUUAUCAUUGGUUGUAUUAAAUGACUAUUUUGAUUCCGAGUUUAUAAGGACGAAAGAUUUCUUCUGGAAAGUAGUAAUAAUAACACUGAUAUCUUGUCUACCGCUAUACAUCUUGAAGUUCUUGAGGAAGAAAUUCUCGCCUCCUAGCUACAGCAAACUUUCGUAA